Messenger RNA from Conger conger (European conger), 5612 nucleotides. RefSeq names its product transmembrane protein 259 (gene tmem259). Gene Ontology annotation, biological process: positive regulation of ERAD pathway; response to endoplasmic reticulum stress. The transcript is spliced from 11 exons. Gene Ontology annotation, cellular component: endoplasmic reticulum. Lineage: Eukaryota; Metazoa; Chordata; Actinopteri; Anguilliformes; Congridae. The coding region runs from base 895 to 2985 and encodes 696 amino acids. The record is from RefSeq and is a predicted model, not a curated record.
AGAUGAAGCUGACAAAAUGGCUGUAGGCACAGGACUGGGCGAAAGUAGGAGUAUAAGAGAGGAUUCCUAAGCAGCGAAAAAAUAUUGGGAAAACAUUAUAUUUACGUAACAAAGAUUAAGAUAGUUGUACCGUAACAACAAAUGUGGUUAGAUACUAAAUUAGCGAACGAAUAAAAAAGAACAGAAUUCGGGUCUUAUGAUCGAAACAGAACGUCAUAGCUAGCUAGCUGGCUAGCCUGCUAGCCUAGCUGGCCAACACAACCGAAUAUUACCGGUUUGUUAGCUUGCUUAUCAAGAAAAAUAGUUAAAUACGCUAGACAGUUAACUAGUUAACGUUGGUUAACAACUUCCAACCUAGCGCUAGACAUUUUUGUUCUGUUUUGCAUAGGUUCCCAUGAAUAUGCUUCACCGUUCCAUCGUUUGUACAUCUUGUUAGCUAGCUAGCUUAGUUAGGGCUGACAUGUCGAAUUGCAGAGAGGAUGUAUAAGCCAAUUCUUUAACAGGCCACAAUUUUGGUAGUUGUUGAUCUAGACAGGUAUAUGGGCAGGUAAUUUAUCUGAUAAAGCACGUAUACACUCAUAUGCUGCCUUACCAAGCUGGGUUAAAAUGAAUAGAGCGUGGUAGUGGGAAACGCAUCUAAUGCUAGGGCUACGUUAGCUAUCUCAGAAUUUAUCAGAGGGUAACGUCAGCUAGCCAGCAUUACUGAGAAAACUUGCUCCGUUUUCUGACAAAUUGAUAACGUUGCUUAGUUGUACUUAAAACAGGGUUCUUUCCACAGUAGUCCGGCCAAAAUGGUCAUCCGUGCUCGUUUUAUCUAGUCAUUCUGAUAGAUUUGUCUGACAGCUGUCUUGUGAUUCACGUGAAAUUGGUGUCCAUAGGACAAGAAGUCAGAAAAUGUCAGAAAAUCAGCCUAACGUGAACAACAACCCGCUCAAUAACAAUGCCGGGACGAACAGAAUACGCAACCCCAAUAUCAACCAAAACCCACUCAUCAAUGUGCGGGACCGGCUUUUUCACGCACUAUUCUUUAAGAUGGCUGUAACAUACGCCAGGUUGUUCCCACCGUCCUUUAGAAGAAUCUUCGAGUUCGUUGUACUAUUAAAGGCUCUGUUUGUGCUCUUCAUCCUGGCCUACAUCCACAUCGCCUUCUCGCGCUCGCCCAUAAACUGCCUGGAGCACGUGCGGGAGAAGUGGCCUCGCGACGGCAUCCUGAGGGUGGAGAUCCAGCGCAACUCCAGCCGCGCGCCCAUCUUCCUGCAGUUCUACGAGACGGAGGGCUUCCAGGGCCUGGUGAAGGAGCCCGAGGGCGGGCCCGGCCCCCUGGAGGAGGAAGAGGAUGAGGAGGAGAUGACCCUGGAUAUGUUCGACAACAGCUCUGUGCAGUUUGAGCUGGACAUCGAGCCCCGGCUGAAGCCGUCUCUGAGCAGCAGUGGCCCCGGGGUCGGCCUGAACGACUCCCAGGACCCGCUCUCCUUCAGUCAGGCGUCCGCUAAAGGUAUGCAGCCGCUGAGGGAGACUGUCUCCGAGAUUGAGAUGCUAACCCGAGCAGUAUGGCCGCAGGAGGAGUACAUAGUGGAGUAUUCCCUCGAGUACGGCUUCCUACGCCUAUCCCAGAACACCCGGCAGCGUCUCAACAUCCCCGUCAUGGUGGUCACCCUGGACCCCAUGAAGGAUCAGUGCUUUGGCGACGGGUUCAGCCGCUUCCUGCUGGAUGAGUUCCUGGGCUAUGAUGACAUCCUCAUGUCCAGCGUGAAGGCGCUGGCGGAGAACGAGGAGAACAAAGGCUUCCUGAGGAACGUGGUGUCGGGGGAGCACUACCGCUUCGUCAGCAUGUGGAUGGCCCGCACCUCCUACCUCGCCGCCUUCGUCAUCAUGGUCAUCUUCACCCUGUCCGUGUCCAUGCUACUGCGCUACUCCCACCACCAGAUCUUCGUCUUCAUCGUGGACCUGCUGCAGAUGCUGGAGAUGAACAUGACCAUCGCCUUCCCAGCAGCCCCUCUGCUCACCGUCAUCCUGGCCCUCGUCGGCAUGGAGGCCAUCAUGUCCGAGUUCUUCAACGACACCACCACGGCCUUCUACAUCAUCCUCAUCGUGUGGCUGGCUGAUCAGUACGACGCCAUCUGCUGCCACACCAACACCAGCAAGAGGCACUGGCUCCGGUUCUUCUAUCUGUACCACUUUGCGUUCUACGCCUACCACUACCGCUUCAACGGACAGUACAGCAGCCUGGCUCUGGUCACGUCCUGGCUCUUCAUACAGCACUCCAUGAUCUACUUCUUCCACCACUACGAGCUGCCCGCCAUCCUGCAGCAGAUCCGCAUCCAGGAGAUCUUCCUGCAGAACCAGCAGGCCGGCCAGGGCAACCAGACCACGCUGCAGGACAACCUGAACAACAACACCAGCAGCGCGGCCCCGGCCGGCAGGCCCCUGAACGGGCAGGCCCGGGCCCCCGGCGACGGCCAGCCCCAGGGCCCCGGCGCGGCCCAGCCCCACCCCAACGGCCUGGGGGCCCCCGGCGCGGACGGGGCCGAGGCGGGCGGCGAGCUGGACUGGGUGGCGGAGACGGCGGCCAUCAUCACCGAGGCGCUGUCGGCCCCUCAGCUGACCGGGGCCCUGCUGGACGCUGAGAGCCUGCGGCAGGCCCGCGCCCCGGACCCCGGCAUCAGCGUGGUGGCCGAGCUCCGCGUGGGCGCCGUGGUCCCCGCGGACGGCGCCGGGGCCUCCCACGCGGAGGGCGGGGGCCCCGUCCCGUCCGGCCUGGUCACCGUGGAGAUCAGAGCCAGAGGCUGCACGCCGGUCCCGGCGGAGGGGGCGGGGCCCGAGGCGGAGGCCGCGCCCCCCGCCCCCGUGAGCCCCGCCCCUCCCCCGCACACAGACUCCAGGGGGCCGGCGGAGGGGGGCGCCUGCGAUACGGACAGGGACACUAAGACAGAGGAGGGGGAGGACUCCCGAACCGCCCACGACCCCCAGCCCAGCCCCUCCUGAGCUCUGCCCGCCCCCCCUUCCACGCGCAGAAUGAUCUCCUCCCCCCUUUCUUCAACACCAUGUCUUUUAUGUGGACGAGAAAAAAAAAAAAAAGCAAGGGCCUUUUUGUAGAUGUGGCUUAAUUAAUUUCUUUCAGAAGACUUGAUGGGGCGGGGGUGAGGGGGGGCGCGGGGGUGUGGAAAUGGGAAAUGCAGGGACUCCCACCCCUACUUGCCCCCCCAACCCAGGGGAGGUGGGGCUUAAAUAAGCUUUGAUUUUUCUGUCCUGAGUGGGAUUCUGCCACAGAGUAGAGAUUCUUACUCGAGUUUUUGUUGAUAACUAGCCACAUGUUCAGAUUGUUAAUUCAGAGAGGCUGCGAUGGCGUUUAUUUACAGGUGAUUUACAUGUUUUAAUCGAUGAUUGGACGAAAAUCGGUAUGUUUUCAACACGUUGGGGUGGUGUACCCAGAUUGUUUGGGCUGGUAUCUAGGAAGACAAAGGAGAAUAUUUCUAAUGUGAUUCUAUAAAAUAAAGGUGCUGACUUGUGUGCAGUUAGAGAUGGCACUGUCUGUAUGAAAGAAGGGCAGUUAGAAAGGCGGGAGUCGUCAUGGUGACUGAGCCGGGCUGAGGGCACACACAGGCUGUUCUAUCAGGCGGCCAUCUUUGGACCCCCUGUCUGGAAGGACCAGUCUCCCCAUUCCAUCUAGUCGAAGCUAUGUUGACAUCAGUCAAUUGCGACUGUGUAUUUGUUCAUCUUGUGUGCCCCUGUCUCUUAAGCCAUUUUUCCAGUAAUGAACGAACGGGGUGGGGGUGUGAGAGCGAGGUCAGAGCCCCGUUUCCUCUGUCACGCACCCCGGGGGCGUCAGCACGGACGUUCCCAGCCCCCCCCCCCCCCCCGGCUCGUCUGUAGCUGCAGCGGCCCUCCGGGAGAAGCACAGCUCCAGUUUCAGCUCGACCGGAGCCUAUAGCCCUCGCUCCGACGCGCUCCGUGUUUCCGUGUUUCCCCCCCCCCCCCCUGCAGCCGCCUGAGUGCAGGUCCACGUUCUCCCGCCGAGUCCUCGCCACGGCGACCGGCGGAAACGCGCUCCGCCCCGGGGAGGUCCGAAAGCCCGAACGCACUCGUAGUGCAUUUCAAUCACAAUAACGUAGUUCUGUAGACUAAACGAAUAUCCAAAAGCAGGAGCGGUUUCUGCUUAAUGGUUCGGCUGUCGCUUCUUAAGCCCUACACUUUGCCACGUGCGGGGAACUUUAAAAAAAAAUGCUUUAGCUUUCACUUGUAGCCCUCGCCACUUUGCUACGGUUAAAAAAACAGUAAUUGUUCAAACAGCCGAAACUACAGCACACACUCGAGUCUGCAGUGUUGCGUGCAGUCGCCUUAUGUUUGUGGAGUUUAAACGCGUAAUCUCAUCUUCAUCUCACGGUGGCACAAGACUUAGGCCGUGCUCUGUCAUGAAUUUUCUAGCCUUCGAAAGAGGCGCGGGUGUCCUUUGAGACCGUGUAAAGACAAGGACAAAUUUGUCUGUGUGCUGCGGAGUUGACAGAAUAAUAUGCAACACUUGUCAACCGAUACAAAAUUUCCUGGGCUUGUUGGGAGCUUUUUAAACCAGUGUUUGGGUUCUCAUGGAGGGGAUAUUGAUCGCUUCAACCGGGAUUGACUGAUAGGGUAUGGAACACGCAUAAGGAAAUUAUUAUUUGAAUAAUGUUUUAAACGGAGGUUUUUAGGCUUUACUUCUAAACCCCUUGACUAUGCUAAUAAGGCUGCUUAUUUGACCCGAGACCAUCAGUCUCCCCACACUGCCCAUGCCACAUUUGGACAGACCGAACUAGUCCCACUUUAAGAAGAGUAGCUGACAGGUCUGGGACUAACGAGUCUCCUCAGGUUUGUGUUAGAAGCGACUUCCUGGAAAGCGGAGGGUUGUUGCGAUUCUCUGUAGUCAGAAAAGAGUGGUCUGAACGUGUGUGUGUGUCCCUCUCGAUGCUGAACACACGAAGCGGAAACGCUGUGGGCGUUGACGGGGGGCCUGGGUGCAGACCUCCUGCACACGAUGGACUGGUCGCGGUCUGCCGACCAGAGAGCUUUAUUUUGAAUAUGCCUUAUGUUUUCCGGUGAAUGAAGUUGCAGGUGGCAGCCUUCUUGCAACGCGAGCUAAGAGACACAGCGGGUUUAAUAGGUUCUGCUUUUUAAUGGGUAAAUAAAAGGUGCAGUGGUUCAGUAAUGGCUAUGCAAUAGGCAGGAUGAAGGAACAGGACCCAAGGUUCAGCAACGAUGCAGGUAGUGCAAAUUGUGCAAUACAACAAUAUUCUGUUUGAUUCGAGUCUAAGUUUUUUUUUUUUUUUUUCUUUUUUUUUUUUAUAGAAGAGAUAUAACUAAUACGAGUAAUGAACAACCCUAACGAUAAGGUUUGGAGAUAAGUUGUGUGUGUUUUUUUUUUUCUGUGCCUAUUCGCUGUUAUGUAAGGAAUCCGGAUGAUUGUAGCCUUGCAACAGUUGCUCUUCAUUGUAGACUUAUUCUUUUAGACAAAUGUAAACAAGAUCCUUAAAAUCUCUGAUGGACUAGAUUUCUUAUCUCAUUCAAAAUGUAUUUAACUGUAACGUAAAAAAAAAAAAAAGAACUGCAGAAAAAAAAAAGAGAAUUCCUUUGUACAUAUG